Molecule: messenger RNA, 2442 nt
Organism: Psylliodes chrysocephalus
Lineage: Eukaryota; Metazoa; Arthropoda; Insecta; Coleoptera; Chrysomelidae
Source: the annotation of a GenBank genome assembly
CUUUUUAGAUCAAAAGAUGAUUCAUAUUCUGACGGCUUAUCUUCCAAAAAGAAACACAAGAAGGAACAUAAACACAAACAUAAGAAGCAUAGCUCGGAGAAAACGGAGAAAGAUAAAAGUAAGAAACAUAAAAAGCAUAAAAAACACAAAUCUAAAGAUCAAGAUUUACCGUCGGACACAAAUGGUAGAUACACGCCAGUCAAUGAAAAUAAUGGGGUCGUCAAUGGUAAAUCUGUGGACACUAUUCAGACUGAUCCCGCUAUACUCACCGAUUAUAUAUCCACGGGGCUAACAGACGACAAGCAGGAAGCAGUUUCUUCUGAAAGUGAAUUUGUACCAGAAGCUGAUUGUGACAGUGUUGAUAUUGAUAUGAGUGUCAUUGAAGCAGAUAUGGAUCUCGAAGACCUAAUGAAACAGAAAGAACUAUUGCAAGCUCAGCUAGCAAAAGCUAGUGGUUUUACCUCUCCACUUGAAAUUGCUAACCAGGAGAAGGUUCUAGAAGAAGUUAUAUUACUGGAUGAUGAUUCUGAUGAACAGGAACCUGUUGCUGUCAUAAAAAAGAAAUCGAGGAGCAGAGAAAGGAAAAUAACUGAAGUUAAAAUCAAAGAAGAUCUUAGAAAGAAGAAUAGUCAUAGCAGAGAGUAUUCAUAUAGGGAACAGGAAAGGAGAGAUAGACAUCAUCGCGAACUAGACAGAAAUAGGUCCAGAAAUGAAAGAGAACGGGAUCAACGAUCACGUUCACGAUAUGAAAGCUCGCGACACCGAUCAUCAAGAGAUGAUUCCCGAGACAGAAGAGAUUCAAGGAGUUACAGUUACCGGGAUAGAUACAAAGAUAGCAGAUCUAAAGAUUAUUCCAAAUCCAAAGAAAAACAAGAUAAGUUCAAGGAUUCGUUGAGUGAAGGACAAAAGCGACAAGAGUCUAGCGAUAGUGAUGUUGAGAUAGAUAUUGAUUUGAAUGAUGAAGAUGAAGAAGCUAUUAUCGAGAAGAGGAGAAAGCAAAGAGAAGAACUUUUGAAGCGCCUAGGAGCAAACCCACAAAAUCAAGAUGAAGGAAGCAUGGACUCAUGUCAAUCUCCAGAUGUUCAAGUUAUAGAAGAGCCCACCAUAAUACAACCUGAACCUGCCAAAAAAGAAACAGCACAACCCAAAAAGCAAGAAGAACCUGAGAAAAUUGAACCAACUAAAGAUAAACCUAAAGAUGAUGACCAAAAACAAGAAGAAUCUUUGACGCCACCUCUUUUGCCAAAUAUGAAACCCAUUUUAGGUUCUGGUGAUAAGAAAAAUGAAAAAGAUGGUAAAUCUAAAGUUACAUCUGGUUGGGACAUGUUUUCAGAACAGGAUCUUUUCAAAAUGAAUUCUUCACCAAAUACUAUUACGACGAAAGGAUCAGGUGCUGAAAAUCCAGCACUUACAGAUAAUUGGGAUGAUGCAGAAGGAUACUAUAGAGUUAGAAUUGGAGAAAUAUUGGAUUCAAGGUAUAUGGUGUACGGGUAUACAGGUCAAGGUGUAUUCAGUAAUGUUAUCAGGGCUAGAGACCAAGCGAGAGGUAAUCAAGAUGUAGCUGUAAAAAUCAUUAGAAAUAAUGAAAUCAUGCACAAAACUGGUCUCAAAGAACUGGAAAUCUUGAAAAAACUUAAUGAUGCUGACCCAGAAGACAAACUUCAUUGUCUGAGGUUGAUUAGACACUUCUUCCAUAAACAGCAUCUUUGUAUGGUAUUUGAACCUCUGGCGAUGAAUUUGAGAGAAGUUCUGAAAAAAUAUGGUAAAGAUGUUGGACUGCAUGUAAAAGCAGUGAGAAGUUACACUCAGCAGCUGUUGUUGGCACUAAAGUUGUUAAAGAAAACUGGAAUACUUCAUGCAGAUAUAAAACCCGACAAUAUUCUAGUAAAUGAAAGCAAGCACCUCUUAAAACUCUGCGAUUUUGGUUCCGCCUCAAAAAUUAACGAAAACGAAAUCACUCCUUAUUUGGUAUCCAGAUUUUAUAGAUCGCCCGAAAUCAUACUUGGUAUGACUUAUGAUUAUGGCAUUGAUAUGUGGUCGGCCGCUUGUACCAUUUACGAAUUAUAUACGGGUAAAAUAAUGUUUUCUGGCAAGAGUAAUAACCAAAUGUUGAAAUUUUUCAUGGAUGUUAAAGGAAAGUUUCCCAAUAAAGUCAUACGAAAAGGAGCUUUUAAAGAACAACAUUUUGAUAGCAACUACAAUUUUUUGUACCAUGAGAUAGAUAAGGUCACUGAGCGGGAAAAAGUGGUAGUAAUGUCUGUGGUAAAGGUGUCGCGCGACUUGCAAUCCGAGCUAAUAGCCGGCCAAGGCUUGCCUACAGAUCAACUACGUAAAGUUACUCAGCUCAAGGACCUUUUGGAGAAAGCGUUGGCCAUCGAUCCGGCCAAGAGGAUCAGUCUCAACAACGCCUUAACGCACCCGUUCAUACAGGAUAAAAUCUAA